Molecule: messenger RNA, 956 nt
Organism: Emiliania huxleyi CCMP1516
Lineage: Eukaryota; Haptophyta; Isochrysidales; Noelaerhabdaceae
Exons: 9
Coding region: 51-755 (234 amino acids)
Source: RefSeq, a predicted model, not a curated record
CGAGGGCUGUGUGUCUACACCUCCUUUGGUCACAACGCGGCGCCGAAACCAUGGACUCCCUCCCUCUCACCACCGCACAGCAGCCGGCGCAGGGCGGCGCGAAGCGCUUCGUCGGCUUUGGCCUGACCCUCUGCGCCGGCGCGCUCCUCGGCGCGGCCGUCUCGCGCUCGGCCGCUCCGGCGCAGCAAAAGUCCGACACGUCGCACGCUGGCGUGACGCCGAUCCCGUCGCUCGGCGGUGCCCUUGAGCAGAUACCUACGGGCAUCGGCUCCGACCUCAACGAGGGCUUCAAGGCGAACCCGUUCUACUUUGACCCGCACCUGCGCGACCACGUCAAGCUGUCGGUGACACCCUCCAACACGGGCUGCGGCGAGGGCGGCAAGCAGCUCAUCAAGCCCUUCUACAUCAACUCGGCCAAGGGCGACGCCGACGCCUUCCCGUGGCGCGUCGAUGGCACCUGCCACCUGAGCCUCGAGAUGGGGGGCGACACGCUGCACAACGACGUCGGCUUCCUCAAGCUGCGCGGCUGUCCGCUGCACGAGGGGUACACGGUGCCGUACUUGCGCGUGAUGAAGGUGCUGCUCGCGAGCUACGACAAGAUGCACAUGGGGUGGGGCGCUUGUGGCGAGGCGGAGACCUCGUGCGAGGUGGGCCCGGACGUAUCGAUGUCGCCCGGCGACUGCAAGACGCUGACGCACCCCUCCAAGCCGUCGAUGAAGUACGACGUCUGCUACGACGGCCCCGGCGUCUACUGAGUGGGAGGUCCCCCGCCAGAAACCGGACGGUAUGCGAGGCUCGGUACGCUCGUCGGGGAGAUUUGUGGCAGCGGCGGAGCUCGGGGAGGCCCGCGAGGUGAGCCUCCACAUGCGCAUGGUGCUGCGUGUUAUUCAAUUGGUCUCUAUUCGUCGUGUGUGUGUGUGCUGCUGGGUAAGGUCUAGGUAAGGUAAAACUUCUCC